GUGGAUUUGGCAAGCAGUGGGGAUGAGGUGGACGAGGUGGAGGAGGAGGAGGGGGUCGCUGAGGCGGCCCACGGGUCAGGACAGCAGCAGCAGCAGCAGCAGCAGAAGCCACCAGAGGGGGCGGGGUCCACUGCUCCGGCAGCAGCAGCAGCAGCAGCAGCGGCCAAAGCGGACGGCACCACUACUGCCUCCGCCUCGCUUCGCUCCCUGCUGGAGGAACUGGGGUUGUGGGGCGGAGCGGAGGGCGAGGGCGGUGAAGAAGGCAGCAACGCUGCUGCUGGUUCUUCUGGCCCCCCUCCCCCUGCUCCCGCUCCCCCUCCUGCCCUGACCCCCGCUGACGUGGCGCGGCUGCGGGCCGCGGGGUGCGCCCCCGUGUUGGUGGUGGUGCGGGAGCUGCAUGCAGCCCGCCUGCUGGAGAGGGUGCUGAGGGAAGGCGGUCGGUGUGUGCUGCGGGACCUGUACGAGGCCUACCUGCUCAGCAAGCUGCAACCGGGGGGAGGAGGGGGGGGAGCGGGGAGGCCAGCACGGGGAGGAGGGGGAGAAGGGGGAGCGGAGGGAGGAGGAGGAGGAGCAGGCAGGGGCCGCGGUGGCC
Messenger RNA from Astrephomene gubernaculifera, 592 nucleotides. NCBI's taxonomy places the organism in Eukaryota, Viridiplantae, Chlorophyta, Chlorophyceae, Chlamydomonadales, Astrephomenaceae. The record is from the annotation of a GenBank genome assembly.